GAAAAUAGCAAAUUUAAUAAAAAAAGCCAAAAAUAAAAUAAAGAUCAAAUCAAAUAUCAACAAGCAUAAUGAGAGAUAUCUUUCUUUUCUCUCUCUCCCCUCCUCCUUCAUAAUAAAUCUAGGGUUUCUAUAAGUUUCCCAGCAAUCUGUAUCACUCCCCUCUUCCCCAAAUCUCUCUUUUCUCUCUCUCCACCCACAGACACAUACAAAGAAGGGAUAAAUAAGAAGUAAAAGAUGGUGAGGGGAAAGACGGAGAUGAAGAGGAUAGAGAACGCAACGAGCAGGCAAGUGACUUUCUCCAAGAGAAGAAAUGGACUUUUGAAGAAAGCUUUCGAGUUAUCGGUCCUUUGUGAUGCUGAAGUUGCUUUGAUCAUCUUCUCUCCAAGAUCCAAACUCUAUGAGUUCUCUAGCUCUAGUAUAGCAAAAACGAUAGAACGAUAUCAGAGACGAGUGAAAGAAAUUGGGAUUAACCAUAAGAAAGAUAAUAAUUCUCAGCAAGCACGAGGCGAAACAUAUGGCUUGGCAAAAAAGAUUGAACAGCUAGAGAUAUCAAAACGCAAACUGCUUGGAGAAGGUGUUGAUGUAUGUUCUAUCGAGGAGCUGCAACAAUUAGAGAAUCAGUUGGAGCGUAGCUUAACCAGGAUAAGAGCCAAGAAGUACCAAUUACUCCGUCAAGAAAUUGAGAAGUUGAAGAAUGAGGAGAAGAAACUCACUCAGGAAAAUAAAGAACUGAGGGAGAAGUGGCUUGGAAUUGGAGCUAUAGUAGUAGCAUCAUCAUCAUCGACCUUAUCAUCAUCAGAAGGGAACACUGACGACAAUGACGGCAAUAUGGAAGUGGAGACUGCUUUUGUCAAUAUGGGUUGCAUCAUUUCUUCUCGGAAAAAGAAACCGGCGAAAAAAGAGUCGCCGGAGUACCGUCCUCGCUUCCACAUGCCUCCAUCGGAAACAAGAAUAGCUGAUGAUGGUCAAGCCCGAAAGGUCGCAGAGUUGUUGGAUAUGAGUGAUAAAUUAGGUCCCAGGGAGCUCAAGAGAGAAGAAAGCGUUCUUGUUAAUUCUCACCCUCGCUCAUCGGAACUAGCUUCCUCCGGUUGGCCACCGUGGCUUAUCUCCGUCGCCGGUGAAGCCCUUGUCGGUUGGAUUCCUCGCCGUCAAUCUCAAUUCGAGAAGCAAGAACAAAUUGGUGGAGGAACAUUCAGUAAGGUGUUCAAAGCUAGAGACCUUCUCUGUAACAAGACCGUAGCUUUAAAGCGAAUCCGGUUUGAUCUAAGCGACUCAGAAAGCACCAAGAGUAUAGCCAGAGAGAUCAUAAUCCUGCGCAAGCUUGAUCAUCCCAACGUCAUUAAACUAGAAGGGCUAAUGCUCGUGGACCACGAUUCCUCUAUCCUCUACAUGAUCUUUGAGUACAUGGAACAUGACCUCUUGGGACUCUCUUCAUUACUCGGUGUUGAAUUCUCAGAACCUCAGGUUAAAUGCUACAUAACGCAGCUCUUGAGAGGGCUUGAUCAUUGUCACACAAAUCAUGUACUUCAUCGGGAUAUAAAAAGCUCGAACCUUCUCAUAAACGGUGAUGGAGUCCUCAAGAUUGCGGAUUUUGGGUUAUCGACCUUCUUCGAUCCUCACAACAGUGUUCCCUUGACAACCAAUGUUGUGACUCUGUGGUAUCGACCUCCUGAGCUUUUGCUUGGAGCUUCUCAUUACGGUGUUGGUAUCGACUUGUGGAGCACAGGCUGCGUCAUAGGUGAACUGUACGCCGGAAAGCCUAUACUUCCUGGAAAAAACGAGACAGACCAACUGCACAAGAUAUUCGAGUUGUGCGGAUCGCCUUCAGAGGAUUACUGGAAAAAACUAAAACUAGAGCUUUCGACUCCACUGAGACCAAUGUUUUCAUAUGGAUCGAAUAUAGCAGAGACAUUCAAAGAGUUUCCAGAUCCUGUUAUCUCGCUUCUAGAGACUUUGCUCUCAGUAGAUCCAGAGUUUCGAGGCACUGCAGCUAGUGCUCUCAAGAGCGAGUACCUCAAGACUGAGCCAUUGGCUUGUGAUCCAUCUUGUCUACCAAAAUUCCCUCCCAGUAAAGAAAUGGACAUUAAAACGCGGGACGAAACUAGAAAACAAGCUUCACAGAUUAGAAGAACAGACGAGUCUCAAGAUGUCCAUCCAAUUCUAGCAGAUUCUUCACUCACAGAGCAGCUUCAGAGAACGUGUUCAGAUUCCAAGAGCAGUGACCAUUCAUCAUAUACAACGUCUUACGAGGAAGACGAGAGUUCUAGUUUACCAGAUCAAUCUCCUAGACAUAUGCAAACAGCAGAGGACAUGAUAACAGAAGAUGGAACUGGAGAGGAAGUCUCUUACACGGACCCAUCUAGUGAAGACAAGAAUCUAGGUGGAUCGACGACUAUGGAGGAACACAUACCUUGGCCAAUGAGUCCAUUUAGAGUUGACCAAACAGCAACUCUGCCAAGCGUUUACGAGAAUGGGACAUCUUCGUCGGAGAGAGUAGGCAUCAAGCACACUCUGAUUGAGGAUUGUACUGUCAAUUAG
Molecule: messenger RNA, 2538 nt
Organism: Thlaspi arvense
Lineage: Eukaryota; Viridiplantae; Streptophyta; Magnoliopsida; Brassicales; Brassicaceae
Source: the annotation of a GenBank genome assembly